Zophobas morio is the source of this 1067-nucleotide messenger RNA. RefSeq names its product regucalcin-like. Gene Ontology annotation, biological process: L-ascorbic acid biosynthetic process. Lineage: Eukaryota; Metazoa; Arthropoda; Insecta; Coleoptera; Tenebrionidae. The record is from RefSeq and is a predicted model, not a curated record. Gene Ontology annotation, molecular function: calcium ion binding; gluconolactonase activity. The transcript has 4 exons. The coding region runs from base 101 to 1006 and encodes 301 amino acids.
UAGCCUUAGGGUUAUAUAGCAGACAAAGAUUACUAAAUAAAAAAGUUGUUUGAUAUUCUCAUAGUUUGUCUAUCACUAAGGUGAAAAACGUUAUAAAACAAUGCCGACAGUGGAAAAAGUAACUGAAGGGUGCGUCCUGGGUGAAGGACCAUUCUGGGACAUAGCCAGCCAAACCCUGUAUUUUGUGGAUAUAUGGGGACAAAAAUUAUUAAAGUAUACACCUUCAACAAAGAAAUUCACCAAGGUAGCAGUUGAAAAACAACCCUCCUUUAUAAUACCCAUCGAAGGUAAAGAAAACGAAUUUAUCGUAUCAUUAGGAAACGAAAUCGUUAUAAUAUCGUGGGACGGCGAAGAUGACAAUAUACAAAUAAUAGAAAAACUGUGUGAAGUGGAUGCUCCAAAGACCUUUAAUGACGGAAGAUGCGACUCCUCUGGUAGACUAUGGACCGGCGACUACAACAUCGCCAAAGACUUUGCCCAAACCCCACCUGUAGGUGCCCUAUACAGUCUUGAUGCAACCAAACAACUCAAAACUCAUAUCACAAAAGUGCGUUGUCCCAAUGGAAUCGCCUUCAAUUAUAAAACCAAAAAAAUGUUCUACAUAGACUCUCUAGAAGGCAGGAUUGACCACUUUGACUUUGACAUCACCACAGGCACUGUCUCCAAUAGGCAACCCUGGUUCACCCUUAAGCAACAUGACAUUCAAGGAGGACCCGAUGGCAUGACCAUAGACUCCGAUGGUAACCUGUGGGUGGCUAUAUUCACAGGCGGUCGUGUUGUGAAAAUUGAUGGAAGCAAAAGUGAGACCUUGUUGGAUACCAUCAUCAUGCCUGUGAAAGACGUGAGUGCUGUGGUUUUUGGUGGACCCAAUUUGGAUGAAUUGUUUGUAACCUCGGCGAAUUUGUCUUGGGGAAACGAACCCAAUCCUGAUGUUACUGGUGCCACUUAUCGAGUGACUGGACUGGGGGUCAAAGGUCUUCCAGCUGCUAAGUUUAAGUUGAAUUAAUUUUGCCGCUGUUCGUCAUAAGUUUCUUACAUUCCUUUGCAAAUAAAUAAUAAAAAUUAAA